Syzygium oleosum is the source of this 3401-nucleotide messenger RNA. RefSeq names its product protein NLP2. The record is from RefSeq and is a predicted model, not a curated record. The coding region runs from base 254 to 3064 and encodes 936 amino acids. Gene Ontology annotation, molecular function: protein binding; DNA-binding transcription factor activity. NCBI's taxonomy places the organism in Eukaryota, Viridiplantae, Streptophyta, Magnoliopsida, Myrtales, Myrtaceae. The transcript has 5 exons.
GAUUUGCUCUUUGUUGCUCAGAUAUAGAUUUGCCCGAGGCAUAUUAAUCAUACCCACCUCAAAAAGACCAAGUUCUGGUUGGAAAAACAAAUCAGAACGUUCGACGAGGCCGACAUAAAUCCUUCCUGGAAGUUCCUCUUUCUGUUUUUCAUCUUCACCGUGCUUCUGUGUUUUGGGUCGUAAUGAUGUUGCGACUGACAACUCAGUGAUUACUGGUUGUGGUAUCUGCUUGAUUAUUUGAGGAUAGAAAAUAAUGGAGCAUAUUGCUUUCACCCCUAAUUCCACAAGUGAGAAUCUCUUGGAUUCUGCCAUGGACUUGGACUUGAUGGAUCAACUCUUGUUCGAAGGAUGCUGGUUAGAAACAGAUGCCCUCAACUAUUUGCCUUUGACAGAGUCUGAUCAAGCCAAUUAUUAUCCAUUUCAGAGCAUCUUUCAAGAGGAGGCAAGAAAAGACUUUGCCGAAAGUCCACCCUCAACAUGUCCUAGAAUAGAGGAAAGAUUGGAGAUGGAGCAGAAAAAUAUUGAUCCUUUUGAAGCUACAGCAUCUUCAAGUCAAUCCGAAGGUUUUCAGGUUGAAGGCACCGAAGUUGGGAGACGGUGGUGGAUUGCCCCAACGGCAAGCCCGGGUCACUCUUCCUCCGUGAAGCAGAGAUUGAUGAUGGCUCUUGGGCGUCUGAAAGAAUGCACUAAGGACAAAGAUGUGCUUGUUCAAAUAUGGGUGCCGGUAAAGAAAGGAGGGAGGAACGUGCUUACGACGAAUGAUCAGCCAUAUGUCUAUGAUCCUAGCAGCAAGAGCCUUGAGAGCUACAGAAAUGUUUCAAAAACAUAUCAGUUCCUGGCCGACGAGGACACUAAUGAGUCUGUUGGCUUGCCAGGUCGGGUUUUCUUGGGGAAGCUCCCAGAGUGGACUCCUGAUGUUCGCUUCUUCAGUAGUGAAGAGUACCCACGUCGCGACUAUGCUCAGCAGUAUGAUGUCCACGGGUCCCUUGCACUUCCUGUUUUUGAACGGGGCAGCGGGACUUGCUUAGGUGUUGUUGAGAUCAUAACGACUUCUCAGAAGAUCAAUUAUCGUCCAGAACUUGAGAAUAUCUGCAAAGCUCUCGAGGCUGUUGAUCUUAGAAGUUCCCAGACCUUCAGACCACCCACUGCAAAGGCUUGCAAUCAGUCUUACCAAGCAGCACUACCGCAGAUCUUAGAGGUUUUGACAUCUGUAUGCAGACGAUACAGACUGCCACUAGCUUUGACUUGGGCUUCUUGUCUCCAGCAAGGUAAAGAAGGACCUCGGCAUUCUAAUGAGAACUAUGAAUUCUGUGUGUCAACCGUCGAUUCUGCUUGUUUUGUGGCCGAUCAACACUACUUGGGGUUUCAGGAAGCAUGUUCAGAGCAUCACCUGUUAAGAGGACAAGGAAUCGUUGGGAGGGCAUUUACAAUAAACAGCCCGUGUUUUGCCACUGAUAUAACUGCGUUCAGCAAGAUGGAGUACCCUUUGGCUCACCAUGCUCGGAUGUUAGGGUUAUGCUGUGCCACUGCAAUUCCCUUAGCAAGCAUCCACACCGGAUCAGUUGAUUUUGUCUUGGAGUUCUUUUUGCCAAAAGAUUGCAAAGACACCGGAGAACAAAAGCAGAUGAUUAGCUCAUUGUCCAGUUUUGUACUUCAGGCACUUCAGAAUUCCCAAAAGGAACAGAAGGAAGCGCUUGCCUCAUUCACAAGAGAUACUGGAGUUGACACUUCACAUAAAAGACUUCAGGUUGAAGAAACUGAUAAGUUGCUACCUCCUCCUAACGAACAUCAUCCACAAGAAGUGUCGUGGAUUGCAAAUAUGGUGGAGGCCCAAAAGAACAGCAAAGGAGUCUCUGUUCCAUUGGAGGUUCAGAAAGAACCCAAAGAAGAAUUUACAGUGACAACCAAAUGGGAAGAAACUGAAUUAGGAAUACAGCAUGGACAGUUCCAUCCAGAAUUUCACAAAGUUCAGCAUAACUUUGAAAACAAGCCUAGUAUCGAGGGUGGUGAUACUCUUGGUCAGUUUUGCUCCGUAGGUGGUAGAAAAUCACGCCAGAGGACACGUACAAAGAAUGAGAAGACAAUCAGCUUGGAGGUCCUCCGGCAAUACUUUGCAGGGAGCCUCAAAGAUGCUGCUAAAAGUAUUGGUGUUUGUCCUACAACCUUGAAAAGGAUAUGCAGGCGACACGGCAUCACUCGAUGGCCUUCUCGGAAGAUCAAGAAGGUAGGCCAUUCUCUAAAGAAGCUUGAGACCAUUAUAAAUUCGGUCCAAGGCACUGAGGGCACUAUACAUAUACGCUCAUUUUACGAGAGCUUCCCAGAAUUGAACUCUCCUAGACACUCUGAGAAGGGAACUUUUUCAUCAGCUAAUCUGGGUAAUCCUCUGGAGCAAUUAAAUCUUCGGACUGAGAAUGGUUUGUUCAGCUCAGGAGCCACUACCUCGAAUUCUCCAACUUCCUCGUGCAGCCAGAGCUCUGGUUCUACUACCUCUUGCUCAACCGGGACAAAGCAGUGUUUCACUGCAAUAAAUGCUCCAAGCGGCGGUGAUCCAAUGCUGUCCAAUAACCCCUCCGAAGUGCUAAAACGAACACGCAGUGAUGCAGAAUUACAUAUUUCCACUCACGAAGAGCUGAAGCUUCUUGUAAGAUCCCAAAGCCAAAAAUCAUUGGAUGAGUGGGGAAGUCUCGAGAAUGUAGCCACUUUACCAAAAAUCAAUGGUCCACGCAUAACACGAGAUGUGGGCGUUUAUAGAAUUAAAGCAAUUUUGGGGGAAGAAAAGAUCAGGUUUAGCUUGAAACCCAGUUGGGGAUUUAGAGAUUUGCAAUGGGAGGUUGCAAAACGUUUCAACAUAGAUGAUAUCGGAACAAUCGAUCUCAAGUACUUGGAUGAUGAUCAAGAGUGGGUUCUUUUGACAUGUGAUGCUGAUCUUGAGGAGUGCAUUGAUGUGUACAGAAUGUCGCGAAACCAUACAAUCCGGAUCUCCAUUCACCAAUCUUCACAUCAAAAUCUAAGAAGUCUUGGUGGUAGCAGUGGUGAGGCUCAGCACCAGGGCCAUAUUCAAUGAUAAGCUCCCAGUGUUUGGGAUCUAAAAAUCUGUACGGCACCAAAAUUUCUCCUUUGCAGACGAGCAAGAAGGCAGACCAUCGGUUGGAGGCAGGGACAUCAAACCAGGUUUGAACCCCGGCUAUAGCAAAACAAGAAAAAGGAGAAAAAAAAAAGAAAUCGAUAUCAGGUUCUUUAGUUCAUGUGCAGCUUUCCAGGUGUUGCUAGAGAAUUUAGUCAGUGUAUAUUACAUGGUAGAUUUGCUUAAUUCCCAGGUGCUAAGCAUGUUUGCUUUGCUUAAAAGCUGUUGCUUCCAUUGGACAUAUCGCUUCAUAAUUCAAGUUUCCUUCGGUAAUCAA